AUGUUUUCUAUACAACAAUUCUAUUGUAUGAAAUUUAGAUCGUCUAACAAUGUUGACGUUAUAAUAGAAACUUUACUUGUUAUACCACUUAAAGGCAAGCUUAAAGGUAUGUUUUCAUUCCAAUCUAAGUUUGAAACACAAAAUUGGAAGUUUUGUUUCAUUCAGCACGCAAAAGUAAUGAAACAAAAGGCAAAAAUGAUAGUGGAAUGUCAUCUAAAUACGCGACAUAAAACUCCAUCAGUUCUUCCUCAGGAAAAUCAAAUUACACCCAAAGCUUGA
Molecule: messenger RNA, 279 nt
Organism: Clunio marinus
Lineage: Eukaryota; Metazoa; Arthropoda; Insecta; Diptera; Chironomidae
Source: the annotation of a GenBank genome assembly